Closterium sp. NIES-65 is the source of this 2403-nucleotide messenger RNA. NCBI's taxonomy places the organism in Eukaryota, Viridiplantae, Streptophyta, Zygnematophyceae, Desmidiales, Closteriaceae. The record is from the annotation of a GenBank genome assembly.
AUGUCGCGCGCUGUCGUUCGUCACUCCAGGCUCCUCGCCAAUGCGCUCGCGCCAGCUGCGCGAGGAGGGGGAGCGGCGGCGCCAUCCAUCGCAGCGGUGGACGCCGCUCGUCCCAUCACCACCAACGCCCCCAUCACCGCCACCGCCACCGCGCCUGCCAGCGCCACUGCGCCCUCCGCCGCUGCGGGUGGGUGCUUCACCGCCGCCCCUGCCCUCGCACCCACCGCUGCUGCCGCCCCCCCCAUGCACAGCGCCACCGCUCGCCCGGCGGCAGCGCCCGCGCUGGGAGGGGCGGCAGGGGCGUUCGCGGACGUGCCCACCUCGCAGAUCCGGCGGGUGAGUGCACUCACGACAGGGGGUGCACGCAGAGGGGUGCACACAGAGGGGUGCACACAGAGGGGUGCACACAGAGGGGUGCACACAGAGGGGUGCACACAGAGGGGUGCACACAGAGGGGUGCACACAGAGGGGUGCACACAGAGGGGUGCACACAGAGGGGUGCACACAGAGGGGUGCACACAGAGGGGUGCACACAGAGGGGUGCACACAGAGGGGUGCACACAGAGGGGUGCACACAGAGGGGUGCACACAGAGGGGUGCACACAGAGGGGUGCACACAGAGGGGUGCACACAGAGGGGUGCACACAGAGGGGUGCACACAGAGGGGUGCACACAGAGGGGUGCACACAGAGGGGUGCACACAGAGGGGUGCACACAGAGGGGUGCACACAGAGGGGUGCACACAGAGGGGUGCACACAGAGGGGUGCACACAGAGGGGUGCACACAGAGGGGUGCACGCAGAGGGGUGCACGCAGAGGGGGUGGACACGAGAGCGAGACAGGACGAGGGAUAUCAUCGCGCAGCGGCUGAUGGAGUCCAAGUGGGGGUCGCCACACCUGUACGCCGAGGCAGCAUGGCUGCACGGUUGUGCUCUGUGCUUUGCCCCGCCUCCUUCGCUUCCAUCCCCUUCUACCUCCGCCUCUGCCUCCUCUUCACCAUCCCGCUCCUGCACCCACCUGCUCCGUGCCUUGCCUGCUCCAUUCUUUCCUCUCCCCUCUUUUCCUCCCGCCCCUCUUCCUGUACUCUCUCCCUUCCCCCACCAUCCCCCCUCCCUGUGCGUCUGCUCCGUCCCCGCCCCCACGUGCGUGUGCCCUGCAUGGCCAUCAGAGGCGGACAUCGACGCCACGCUGCAGCUGCGCCGGGAGCUCAAAGACAAGUGGGGCGUGGCGGUGUCGGUGAACGACUUUGUCAUCAAGGCCGUCGCCAUGGCGCUCGCCCACACACCCCACGCCAAUGUGCACUGGGACGGCAAGGCGGGGCGAGUGGUGAGCAACAGCAGUGUCGACAUCUCCAUCGCCGUCGCCACUGACAAGGGACUCAUCACGCCCAUUCUAAAAGAUGCGGACAAGAAGUCGCUCGGAGCUAUCUCCAAGGAGGUGAAGCAGCUGGUGGAGAGGGCCAGGGCGGGCAAGCUACAGCCGCAUGAAUUCCAGGGCGGCACCUUCAGCAUAUCGAAUCUGGGCAUGUAUGCGGUGGACCGCUUCUCCGCCAUCAUCAACCCGCCUCAGUCGGGCAUUCUAGCGGUGGGCCGCGCCGACAAGGUGCUGCGCCUGCCCGCUGAGACCUCUGCAGGUCACGUGCCCUUCCAGGGUCCAGGAACCAGGGGGAGAGGGGCGAGGGGCGGGACGGAGAGUUAUGGGGAUAGAUUGGUAGUGGGUGGGGGCGAACUGGUUGCCGAAUGCGAUGUUGAUGGGUGGGAAUGCGGUGUUGAUGGGUGGGAAUGCGAUGUUGAUGGGUGGGAAUGCGAUGUUGAUGGGUGGGAAUGCGGUGUUGAUGGAUGGGAAUGCGAUGUUGAUGGGUGGGAACCGAUGUUGAUAGGUGGGAAUGCGGUGUUCAUGGGUGGCAAUGCGAUGUUGAUGGGUGGGAAUGCGAUGUUGAUGGGUGGGAAUACGGUGUUGAUGGAUGGGAAUGCGAUGUUGAUGGGUGGGAAUGUGAUGUUGAUGGGUGGGAAUGCGAUGUUGAUGGGUGGGAAUGCGAUGUUGAUGUGUGGGAAUGCAAUGUUGAUGGGUGGGAAUGCGGUGUUGAUGGGUGGGAAUGCGAUGUUGAUGGGUGGGAAUGCGAUGUUGAUGGGUGGGAAUGCGGUGUUGAUGGAUGGGAAUGCGAUGUUGAUGGGUGGGAAUGUGAUGUUGAUGGGUGGGAAUGCGAUGUUGAUGGGUGGGAAUGCGAUGUUGAUGUGUGGGAAUGCAAUGUUGAUGGGUGGGAAUGCGGUGUUGAUGGGUGGGAAUGCGAUGUUGAUGGGUGGGAAUGCGAUGUUGAUGGGUGGGAAUGCGGUGUUGAUGGGUGGGAAUGCGGUGUUGAUGGGUGGGAAUGCGGUGUUGAUGGCGGGACAGAGGUGGAUGUGA